This is a messenger RNA of Pseudomassariella vexata, 1109 nucleotides long. Its product is annotated as 50S ribosomal protein L30e-like protein. Bases 204 to 839 code for a protein of 211 amino acids. Gene Ontology annotation, biological process: ribosome biogenesis. NCBI's taxonomy places the organism in Eukaryota, Fungi, Ascomycota, Sordariomycetes, Amphisphaeriales, Pseudomassariaceae. The transcript has 2 exons. The record is from RefSeq and is a predicted model, not a curated record. Gene Ontology annotation, cellular component: ribonucleoprotein complex.
CCCGGCCCCGUUCCCUUCGUCGAAGGCCGGAAAGAAGGCACCCAAGGUCAGUAGCAUUUAUUUUUACUCCCCUCGACAUCAUGGACCCUUGCCAGACCCUUUCCAGGUGAUGCUGACUUGAUGUGUAGAACCCUCUGAUCGAGAAGCGCACCCGCAACUUCGGUAUCGGCCAGGACAUCCAGCCCAAGCGCAAUCUUUCGCGCAUGGUUAAGUGGCCUGAGUACGUCCGCCUCCAACGCCAGCGCAAGAUCCUCAACAUGCGCCUGAAGGUCCCCCCAGCGAUCUCCCAGUUCCAGCAAGUUCUUGACCGCAAUUCCGCCGCCCAGGCUUUCAAGCUCCUCAACAAAUACCGACCUGAGACCAAGGCCGAGAAGAAGGAGCGCCUGGUCAAGGAGGCAACCGCCAUCAAGGAGGGCAAGAAGAAGGAGGAUGUCAGCAAGAAGCCCUACGCUGUCAAGUACGGUCUGAACCACGUUGUAGGCCUGAUUGAGAACAAGAAGGCCGCUCUCGUCCUGAUCCCCAACGAUGUCGACCCCAUUGAGCUCGUCAUCUUCCUGCCCGCUCUGUGCCGAAAGAUGGGUGUUCCCUACGCAAUCAUCAAGGGCAAGGCCCGUCUUGGUACGGUCGUCCACAAGAAGACCGCUGCCGUACUCGCCCUGACUGAGGUCCGCUCCGAGGACAAGAGCGAGCUCUCCAAGCUCGUGAGCACCAUCAAGGAGGGCUAUAUGAGCAACAUUGAGAACUCCCGGAAGCAAUGGGGUGGAGGUAUCAUGGGUGCCAAGGCCAACAUGAAGAUAUUCAAGAAGAAGAAGGCUCUUGAUGCCGCUAUCAAGGUCUAAGGUGGUUGUCUCUGAGGUUAUGGGUUGGGAGUUACAGCUUUGCACAGAACCGGCGUUGGAGGGGUCAAAAUGGAAUACCAGCCAACGGAUUUGCAUGACACCUACUCCACAUAAAACUCGCAGUUCCAUGAUAUCGAGAUUAACGUGAGCCGUCAUUUAUCAAUAUGUCGUAGCUCAGGUCCAUCUUCAACGAAAACUCGGGCAAAUGUCAUGAGGAAGCUUAAUGUAGCCAGCGAGCAUUUUAGUGCCGUGUCAUCUUGACAGGCUCGC